AUGAUGAUAGGCCUUAGCUCAACCUUUUUCAGUUCAAGUCGAAAUCGCCUGCCCAGUUGGAGGAGUACGAUCGAAGGAAUGUUGGCGAUGGUCGAAUGGGUUUUCAUGUUCAGCAACUCGACGUUCGGCAACUCAACAUUUUCGCCGUACUUCCCAAAGGGGUUUGUUCACGCAAGCGUAUGCCCGAUACAAAAUGGUCCACCUUCACCUGCAUCACUCUCCAUGACGAUCUCAGAAACGUAUCUCUUCCCAUCAAACACCUGCCUCAACCUGAUGGCUUAUGCUCGUCGUGUAGCGCACCGGAAGACAGGCUGUGAUUGGUGCAUUGAUUCACAUAAGUGUGUCUCGAGUGGAAAAUGCAAUGUGGAAAGAGCCACUGAAUGUGUGCAUAUCAAAGCAGCCUCACAGCUUACGAUACCUAAUGGCAGUCCGCAGGAGAUCUCGUUUAGCGUCGCUCACAUGGACCGUCUACCUAAGAAAGAAAACUAUUCCUGUAGAGUGGUUUUAAACGGUACCGCAGUACUCUCCAAAGGCCACGCUAUCCGAGAGCAAAGCUCGUUGGGUCAAGAGACUAGAGGGUUAUCUCUGAUUUGUGAUCAUGAUUCGAGCUUGAAGUCAUCAGUGAAAUGUGAGGCUAUGAAACUCAACUAUCCCGAGACACUACCGAACGUUACCGCUCCUCUCGAGUUCAUGCAAGGCACGGACGUCAUCGACAGCAUCGAAGUUUGCCUUCCUAUUUUGACUGCUUUCGUCCUGUGCCCGACCACAGCCGUCCCCAAUUUCCAACUAAUCACAGCUGUUCCAGUGCUGAUCUACUCCUGCUCGCUGCUGGCCGCCGACUGUUCGUCGUGUGUGUUCGCCUCGGCCACAUGGGGUUGCUCAUGGUGCAGUGGACGCUGCUCGCACGACUGCCCUCAAUCGCCUCAGGACGUCGUAUGCGAUCGACCACAGAUCGUCUCGGUUCGUUGCGCUUUCUCUAAUCCAAUUAUGCGAGGCAACUUCAAACCGAGUAGUGGACCGAUCGAAGGUGGCACAGAGAUCACGAUCACCGGUCGAGACCUGGGCUCGACAAUAGACGAUGUGAAGGACCGAGUGUUUGUGGCUGGCAGCCGAUGUCCAGUCACCCACUACGAGAUUUCAAAGAAAAUCGUGUGUCGAGUGGAAAAGGGCAGCUCAUCUGGACCUGUACGGGUUACAGUCGGCAAAACGGGUUCAAGAACUGCUGAGUCUUCUCUGCUGUACUCAUUCGUCGAAACGCAUGCUUUCUCGGCUUAUCCACCAUUUGCGCCAGUCUCAGGAGGGACCAAACCACAAUUUUUCUUCUGCUCUCCUGUGGCUCUCCUGGUUUCAAUAUAG
Ostertagia ostertagi is the source of this 1356-nucleotide messenger RNA. The record is from the annotation of a GenBank genome assembly. Lineage: Eukaryota; Metazoa; Nematoda; Chromadorea; Rhabditida; Trichostrongylidae.